This is a messenger RNA of Didymosphaeria variabile, 744 nucleotides long. RefSeq lists its product as uncharacterized. NCBI's taxonomy places the organism in Eukaryota, Fungi, Ascomycota, Dothideomycetes, Pleosporales, Didymosphaeriaceae. Bases 1 to 744 code for a protein of 247 amino acids. The transcript has a single exon. The record is from RefSeq and is a predicted model, not a curated record.
AUGGGUGGUGACUUUUUGCACGUCGCUAUAGAUGUAUCGGGAGAUGGAAAGUUGCCGGUGCCGCCCAAGGAUCUCAACGAUCCGCUGACCCAAGUCUUUAACUUCACAAUGUUCUUGACUAGCAACACACUCUUGAAAAACUUUACAAUCUCUAAUAUAUCGACCACAACACCACCACUUGCCAACAUCAUGAACCAAGAGCCAGGGCAGACGGUGAAGCACAUCAAUUUCGAGUGGCCUGACUGUCUAGUCGGUGAUGGCAAAGAAGACAUAGGGACUACAGCACGGGGCGAAUACAACAUUUCGAUCCACCAGAACUUCCGGCUGAACGGCAAUGACUUCUAUAGCGUUUUCAACCUGCCAAUAUCCGUCACGAACAGCAUCUCGCAGUUUCCGGGUGCAAAACAGCUUCUCACCAAGCCUCCGCCGGGGCCUCUAGGCGCAAAUGGCGGUCGUAUGAGCUGCGACAUGAUCUCGAACCCAAUCAUGAACUUCACGGCUCUCGUCAAUAGCGUAAACAAUCCACCGGGUCAGCCUUUUCAGGACCUGGCGAUCGAGACGACCCCGAGGAAUGACGGUGGCCAAGUCGGUGGGCCUGGAGUCGCAAGCGGUAAUGGCGGCACACCUGCAGGAGGUACAGCUCAAGGCCAGGUCGGCAGCGGAGGCUCAGCUCUUAGCAUACGAUAUCGUCAGCCUGUACUCGUAGUAGCAGCGACGAUCUUGGGUUUCGCCAUACGCUUUUGA